CUCCGGCAACUCGACAGACAGACCUACAGACCAGCCACAUUGUGAGUUUGGAUUUCUUGCGCUAUGGACUCUCGCUUACAACCGAUUAACCGCCACACCUUUACUCAUUCGGAACUGUAUGGUCUGUUAAACCAGGAGAACGUCUUGACUCCCAAAGCAGCCCGCAGACGCACCGGAGCGUUUUGAACAACCAGGACAAAACAACCGGACUAAAACCCCUGGAGGAGAGCAGGCUACAGUCUGGACUCUCAUUCUCAGGAACGUAUUACCUUGACAAGACUAUUUUACGUUGCAGCCGGCUACUACGGCAUGUGAUUUUACUGAGGAUAAUACAAUGAGACUUUCUAGGAAGGAGUUGGUAUGGGUUAUUAAACUACUACUGCUGUGCCUGAGCUGCUCAGGAGGAGGGAUAGCUGAUUAUACAUUUGACAACAGGUGGGCGGGCCAGGAGCUGUUGUCCAAUGGGCUGUGUCAGUACGGGACCAGGGUGGAGUGCUGCUGGGGCUGGAGAAGGGCUUCCUGGGGGCACUGCCAACCUCUGUGCCAACAGGAGUGUAAGCAUGGAGAGUGUGUCGGUCCGGAUAAAUGCACGUGCCAUCCAGGAUACACGGGCAAAACCUGCAAUCAAGAUCUGAAUGAAUGUGGGCUAAAGCCCAGACCAUGUAAACAUCGCUGUAUGAACACACAGGGCAGCUACAAGUGUUACUGUCUGAAUGGAUACAUGCUGCAACCUGAUGGAACCUGCAGGAAUGCCCGUACCUGUGUCAGGGCCAACUGUCAGUACGGCUGUGAGGUUAACAAAGGGGUGGUGAGGUGCCAGUGUCCGUCUCCAGGGUUACGACUGGGGCCAGACAGACGCACCUGUGUGGAUGUUGACGAGUGUGUGGCGGGUCGAGGGGUGUGUCCUCGGAACAGGAAGUGUCAGAACACCUUCGGCAGCUAUGUGUGUAAAUGUUACCAUGGUUACAAACUCACCUACAUCAACGGCAGAUACCACUGUAUAGAUAAGGAUUCUCGUUCCUUCUGCUCCCUCAACCCUGACUCUCCCAAGUGCCUCUGUAGAGAUGGGAAGGGAACGGACUGCUAUCCUGUUGCCAAGGUCACCAUUGUUCCUCCUCAACCUAAAACCACACCCAGAUCUACAACGAGACCUACACCUAAACAAGCAUCCAGACAUACAACCAGACAGACAGCCAGACAGACAACUACAGUCAGACCUACUACUUCUGCUACGAUAGUGACUACAAACGCAGCAACCACUGCCAUGGCAAUAACUACCAGGGGACCUACCACCACGACAACCAUCGUUACGACAACCACCGUCCCAACAACCGUUCCCUCGACAACAACCUCUACUCAGCCAUUCACAACCACUACAACCCCUAUUCCAACUACCCCCUCCCCUACCACCCCCAGCCCUCCUCCCUCUACCCCCUCACCUACCACCCCCAGCCCUCCUCCCUCUACCCCCUCACCCUCCUCCCUCUACCCCCUCACCUACCACCCCCACCCUCCUCCCACCACCCCCCUGGACAACCACAUUCAGAAGGUUGUUACCCAGAGACAAAGAGGAGAUGUUCACAUCCCCCGUCUUCCAGGAAGUGGAAACAGAGGGUUUGACUACGACAUUGAGCUGGGAAACACUACAGAGGACAACAGAGAUGAUCCAGGGGCUGGUUCUCUGAGCUGUUCAUUUGACCACGGUCUGUGUGGCUGGAUGGGAAACCGAGAUGGAGACCUGCACUGGGAGACAGCCAGCAGCCCUGCCGGUGGGCGGUACAUGUCUGUUCCAGAGGUAGGGGUGGGGAAAAGGAGCAUUCAAGGCGCACGAUUGGUCGUCUCCUUAGCCCCGCCCUGGAGCGAGGGUCACUUGUGUUUCUCCUUCCGUCAUUGGCUGUCAGGUCACCAUGUGGGUGUGCUUCAGCUGUUCGUCAGGAGGAAGGGUUUGAGAUAUAGCCCCGCCCUCUGGAGCCGGACGGGGGGAGAAGGGUGGAGACAUACACAGAUCACACUGUGGAGAGCAGGCCUGGAGAGUGUCCUUCUGAAAGGAGAGAGGAGGCGUGGCCACAAAGGACAGAUGGGAUUGGACGACGUUAGCCUGAGGAGAGGGGCCUGCGGAGAAGAGAGACUCUAACACUCACACAGACUCUGGCACUGUGUUGUGAUAGGUCCUUCUGAAAGGAGAGAGGAGGCGUGGCCACAAAGGAGAGAUGGGAUUGGAUGACGUUAGCCUGAGGAGAGGAGAGACAUUUUGUAACGUCAAGACUCUGGCACUAUAGUCGACUUUACGUAAUACAGUACAACAUUUUGUAACGUCAAGGCCAGAGGAACUCUUAGAUCAAAUAUAUUGAUAACUGAUCAAAUACAUUGAUUUUGUCCACUAGGUAAUUAUUGAUAAUGCAUGAUAAUGAUUUGGCUGUAUCAGCUGACUUUAUUAGUAAAGACAAAGAGGUUGGAUAUCUUGAUGUAUUAUUCUAUUAACAAAUACAGUCUGGGUCUGAGGUACAGUAUGUUACUACCACAGAGCCCCUUCUGAGGUAUGUUACUACCACAGAGCCCAGUCUGAGGUAUGUUACUACCACAGAGCCCCUUCUGAGGUAUGUUACUACCACAGAGCCCAUUCUGAGGUAUGUUAGUACCACAGAGCCCCUUCUGAGGUACGUUACUACCACAGAGCCCCUUCUGAGGUAUGUUACUACCACAGAGCCCAGUCUGAGGUAUGUUACUACCACAGAGCCCCUUCUGAGGUAUGUUACUACCACAGAGCCCAUUCUGAGGUAUGUUAGUACCACAGAGCCCCUUCUGAGGUACGUUACUACCACAGAGUCCAUUCUGAGGUAUGUUACUACCACAGAGCCCCUUCUGAGGUAUGUUACUACCACAGAGCCCAGUCUGAGGUACAGUACGUUACUACCACAGAGCCCCUUCUGAGGUAUGUUACUACCACAGAGCCCCUUCUGAGGUAUGUUACUACCACAGAGCCCCUUCUGAGGUAUGUUACUACCACAGAGCCCAUUCUGAGGUAUGUUACUACCACAGAGCCCCUUCUGAGGUAUGUUACUACCACAGAGCCCAUUCUGAGGUAUGUUACUACCACAGAGCCCCUUCUGAGGUAUGUUACUACCACAGAGCCCCUUCUGAGGUAUGUUACUACCACAGAGCCCCUUCUGAGGUAUGUUACUACCACAGAGCCCCUUCUGAGGUAUGUUACUACCACAGAGCCCCUUCUGAGGUAUGUUACUACCACAGAGCCCAGUCUGAGGUACGUUACUACCACAGAGCCCAGUCUGAGGUACAGUACGUUACUACCACAGAGCCCAGUCUGAGGUAUGUUAGUACCACAGAGCCCCUUCUGAGGUAUGUUACUACCACAGAGCCCCUUCUGAGGUAUGUUACUACCACAGAGCCCAUUCUGAGGUAUGUUACUACCACAGAGCCCAGUCUGAGGUACGUUACUACCACAGAGCCCAGUCUGAGGUACAGUACGUUACUACCACAGAGCCCAGUCUGAGGUAUGUUAGUACCACAGAGCCCCUUCUGAGGUAUGUUACUACCACAGAGCCCAGUCUGAGGUAUGUUACUACCACAGAGCCCCUUCUGAGGUACGUUACUACCACAGAGUCCAUUCUGAGGUAUGUUAGCACCACAGAGCCCAUUCUGAGGUAUGUUACAACCACAGAGCCCAGUCUGAGGUACGUUAGUACCACACAGCCCCUUCUGAGGUACGUUAGUACCACAGAGCCCAUUCUGAGGUAUGUUACUACCACAGAGCCCCUUCUGAGGUACGUUAGUACCACAGAGCCCAUUCUGAGGUACGUUACUACCACAGAGCCCAUUCUGAGGUAUGUUAGUACCUUCCGCUCAGUGUUUGAGAUCAAUUGACACUCUUUACCAUGGCACAUUGAGAUUUAUUUUAAAUUGCAAAACCCUUACGCACCACUGCACUUUGUAUA
Oncorhynchus mykiss (rainbow trout) is the source of this 3953-nucleotide messenger RNA. NCBI's taxonomy places the organism in Eukaryota, Metazoa, Chordata, Actinopteri, Salmoniformes, Salmonidae. The record is from RefSeq and is a predicted model, not a curated record.